Messenger RNA from Strigops habroptila (Kakapo), 1027 nucleotides. It is a transcript of the gene CDKN3, whose product is annotated as cyclin dependent kinase inhibitor 3. Gene Ontology annotation, biological process: dephosphorylation. NCBI's taxonomy places the organism in Eukaryota, Metazoa, Chordata, Aves, Psittaciformes, Psittacidae. Gene Ontology annotation, molecular function: protein tyrosine phosphatase activity. Bases 82 to 729 code for a protein of 215 amino acids. The record is from RefSeq and is a predicted model, not a curated record. The transcript is spliced from 8 exons. Gene Ontology annotation, cellular component: nucleus.
GGAAAAAGGGCUCAGCCAAUGAGAUAGAGCGGCCGAGCGGGAGGUGACAGUUCAAACCGGCAGUGGCCCAGGAGCGGCGCCAUGGUGAACCAGCCACAGCCCUGCGCGAUGCUGGCGGGCGACUUUGACUCCUCGGAUGAAGGCGACGCUGAGGAGGAGACGAAGCCGCUCCUCAUCUCCUGGUUGUCUUUGCCUCCUGUCUACUCUUCUGAGCUCCUGGGAUUAUGUUCUCUUCCAGGUUGCAGGUUUAAGGGUGUUAGAAGAAAUCUUCAGAAAGAUAUAGAAGAACUAAAGAGCUGUGGAACCCAGGAUAUAUUUGUGCUCUGUACCAGAGGAGAGCUUUUAAAAUACCGAGUACCCAACCUAAUAGAUGCCUACCAACAGCAUGGGAUCUGUGUGCACCACUAUCCUAUUCCUGAUGGGGACACUCCUGAAAUUGCCAAGUGCUGUAAAAUCCUGGAAGAGCUCAGAAGCUGCCUGGAAAGUAACCGGAAAACAAUCAUACACUGUUAUGGUGGCCUUGGACGCUCAUGUCUCAUAGCUGCGUGUCUCCUGCUUCAGCUUUCGGAUGCUCUGGCACCUCAGCAAGUGAUCGACAGCCUCAGAAACCUGAGAGGAUCUGGGGCGAUACAAACCAUCAAGCAAUACAAUUAUCUCCAUGACUUCCGAGAGAACCUGGCUGCACACCUGGUGACAAAGAACACAACACCGAGAUCGGUGUCACGGUAACUAAUACCGGCGUGGUGUGUCUGUGGCAGGCAGACACCCGUGCAAGACACCUCGCUCCUGACCUUUACAGUCUCCUCAUCGGUACUGCCUGUAUGACACAGCUGCUCGCUUCCAAAUCUAUGUAAAGCUUUGGGGUGCGGGGGAAGGAAAUCCUACAGGACGUGCAGCAUCUUCCUCUAUUUGGUAGUCUUUAAUACGCACAGCCUUAAAAACACAUGGAAGUGUACUUGUGUUCAUUGCUGUUCUGCUGGUGGCCUGCAUGCCUCGUGAGCUUUGUAAUAUAAUGACUCUUACACAA